Molecule: messenger RNA, 3771 nt
Organism: Felis catus (domestic cat)
Lineage: Eukaryota; Metazoa; Chordata; Mammalia; Carnivora; Felidae
Gene: NR4A2
Product: nuclear receptor subfamily 4 group A member 2
Biological process (GO): central nervous system neuron differentiation; regulation of transcription by RNA polymerase II; dopaminergic neuron differentiation
Cellular component (GO): transcription regulator complex; nucleus
Molecular function (GO): nuclear receptor activity; zinc ion binding; nuclear glucocorticoid receptor binding
Source: RefSeq, a predicted model, not a curated record
AGAGAGAGAAAAGAAAAGAAAAGAAAAAAAAAAAACCCAGGCUGGCGACCAAGGUGAACCCAGAACGGUUCCCACCUUAAAAUCGGCCCUACUCGUGACGUCAGGUCGGAAAUAUACCAAAGCGAGAGCCGGCCAGGAGUCCGGGGAGCGCGGCGGCGCGGCGAUUGGGCGGCGGGCCGCUGACGCGCGCUGACGCGCGGAGACUUUAGGUGCAUGUUGGCAGCGGCAGCGCGAGCCACAUAAACAAAGGCACAUUGGCGGCCAGGGCCAGUCCGCCCGGCGGCUCGCGCUAGGCUCCGCGGUCCCGCUCGCCUGCCCAGGCGGCCGCCUUCUCCUGCGCCCUCCCCGCUCUCGGCCACCAGGCUACCUUCGCCCCUCUCGCCCACCCCUUCCCGACCCUGCCACUCGGACUCCCAGAGGGAACUACACUUCGGCCGAGUUGAAUGAAUGAAGAAAUACGCGGAGAACUCCUAAGGAGGAGAUCCGACAGGCUGGACUCCCCACUGCCUUUCUAAAAAUCUUGGAAACCUUGUCCUUCGUUGAAUUACGACACUGUCCACCUUUAAUUUCCUCGAAAACGCCUGUAAUUCGGCUGAAGCCAUGCCUUGUGUUCAGGCGCAGUAUGGGUCCUCGCCUCAAGGAGCCAGCCCCGCUUCUCAGAGCUACAGUUACCACUCUUCGGGAGAAUACAGCUCCGAUUUCUUAACUCCAGAGUUUGUCAAGUUUAGCAUGGACCUCACCAACACUGAAAUCACUGCCACCACUUCUCUCCCCAGCUUCAGUACCUUUAUGGACAACUACAGCACAGGCUACGACGUCAAGCCACCUUGCUUGUACCAAAUGCCCCUGUCCGGACAGCAGUCCUCCAUUAAGGUAGAAGACAUUCAGAUGCACAACUACCAGCAACACAGCCACCUGCCCCCUCAGUCCGAGGAGAUGAUGCCGCACUCCGGGUCGGUUUACUACAAGCCCUCCUCACCCCCGACGCCCACCACCCCGGGCUUUCAAGUGCAGCACAGCCCCAUGUGGGAUGACCCAGGCUCCCUCCACAACUUCCAUCAGAACUACGUGGCCACCACGCACAUGAUCGAGCAGAGGAAAACGCCCGUCUCCCGCCUCUCCCUCUUCUCAUUUAAGCAGUCGCCCCCCGGCACCCCCGUGUCUAGCUGCCAGAUGCGCUUCGACGGGCCCCUGCACGUCCCCAUGAACCCGGAGCAGGCGGGCAGCCACCACGUGGUGGACGGGCAGACCUUCGCUGUGCCCAACCCCAUCCGAAAGCCCGCGUCCAUGGGCUUCCCAGGCCUGCAGAUCGGCCACGCGUCGCAGCUGCUGGACACGCAGGUGCCCUCGCCGCCGUCGCGGGGCUCUCCCUCCAACGAGGGGCUGUGCGCCGUGUGCGGCGACAACGCGGCCUGCCAGCACUAUGGCGUGCGCACCUGUGAGGGCUGCAAAGGUUUCUUCAAGCGCACGGUACAAAAAAACGCAAAAUACGUGUGUUUAGCAAAUAAAAACUGCCCAGUGGACAAGCGGCGCCGGAAUCGCUGUCAGUACUGCCGAUUUCAGAAGUGCCUGGCUGUUGGGAUGGUCAAAGAAGUGGUUCGCACGGACAGUUUAAAAGGCCGGAGAGGUCGCUUGCCCUCGAAACCGAAGAGCCCACAGGAGCCCUCUCCCCCCUCGCCCCCGGUGAGUCUGAUCAGUGCCCUCGUCAGGGCCCAUGUCGACUCCAACCCGGCUAUGACCAGCCUGGACUAUUCCAGGUUCCAGGCGAACCCUGACUAUCAGAUGAGUGGAGAUGACACCCAGCAUAUCCAGCAGUUCUAUGAUCUCCUGACUGGCUCCAUGGAGAUCAUCAGGGGCUGGGCCGAGAAGAUCCCGGGCUUCGCUGACCUGCCCAAAGCCGACCAAGACCUGCUUUUCGAGUCUGCUUUCUUAGAACUGUUUGUGCUGCGAUUAGCGUACAGGUCCAACCCAGUGGAGGGUAAACUCAUCUUUUGCAAUGGGGUGGUCUUGCACAGGUUGCAAUGCGUUCGUGGCUUUGGGGAAUGGAUUGAUUCCAUUGUUGAAUUCUCCUCCAACUUGCAGAAUAUGAACAUCGACAUUUCUGCCUUCUCCUGCAUUGCUGCCCUGGCUAUGGUCACAGAGAGACACGGGCUCAAGGAACCCAAGAGAGUGGAAGAACUGCAAAACAAGAUUGUAAAUUGUCUCAAAGACCAUGUGACUUUCAAUAAUGGGGGUUUGAACCGCCCCAACUAUUUGUCCAAACUGUUGGGGAAGCUCCCAGAACUUCGUACUCUUUGCACACAGGGGCUACAGCGCAUUUUCUACCUGAAACUAGAAGACUUGGUACCACCGCCAGCAAUAAUUGACAAACUUUUCCUGGACACUUUACCUUUCUAAGACCUUCUCCCAUGCACUUCAAAGGAACUGGAAAGAAACCUAAAACUAUCCAGAGGGGGCAAGUCACAAGGCAGAGAUAUCCCCAUGAGCUGUCUCAGCUCUAGCUGGCCCCCACCCCCUCCAUAAAACCCCAGCCCCUCGAUCCCUAAAGAAAACACAAACAAAAACAAAAACAAAAAAACAAAACAAAAACAACAAAAACUGUUGCUAUUUCUUAACCUGCAGGCAGAACUUGAAAGGGCAUUUUGGCUCCGGGGCAUCCUGGAUUUAGAACACGGACUACACACAAAUACAGUGGUAUAAACUUUUUAUUAUCAGUUUAAAAAUCAGUUUAUUGUUCAGAAGAAACAUUCCUAAUUUCUGAUGGGAAAUGUUUGGCCAUGUUUGGUUGUUGCCAUUAAGACAAAUGUAACACACACACGCACACACACACAUGCACACACACACACACACACACACCUCACACAUUGUAAGGGGACCCACAAGUAUUGCCCUUUAAAAGACUUCAAAGUUUUCUGCUGUAAAGAAAGCUGUAAUAUAUAGUAAAACUAAAUGUUGCGUGGGUGGCAUGAGUUGAAGAAGGGAAAGGCUUGUAAAUUUACCCAAUGCAGUUUGGCUUUUUAAAUUAUUUUGUGCCUAUUUAUGAAUACAUAUUACAAAUUCUAAAAGAUAAGUGUGUUUGCAAAAAAAAAAGAAAAAAGAAAAAAAGAACUACACACAAAAGGGACAAGCAUGUUGAUUCUAGGUCGAAGAUGUUAUAGGCACUUGCUAUUUCAGUAAUGUCUAUAUUAUAUAAAUAGUAUUUCAGACACUAUGUAGUCUGUUAGAUUUUAUAAAGAUUGGUAGUUAUCUGAGCUUAAACAUUUUCUCAAUUGUAAAAUAGGUGGGCACAAGUAUUACACAUCAGAAAAUCCUGACAAAAGGGACACAUAGUGUUUGUAACACCGUCCAACAUUCCUUGUUUGUAAGUGUUGUAUGUACUGUUGAUGUUGAUAAAAGAAAGUUUAUAUCUUGAUUAUUUUGUUGUCUAAAGCUAAACAAAACUUGCAUGCAGCAGCUUUUGACUGUUUCCAGAGUGCUUAUAAUAUACAUAACUCCCUGGAAAUUACUGAGCACUUUGAAUUUUUUUUGUUUUUUUUUUUAAUGUCUAAAAUUGUCAGUUAAUAUAUUAUUUUAUGUUUGAGUAAGAAUUUUAAUAAUGCCAUAUUCUGUAGUAUUUUUCUUUGUAUAUUUCCAGUAUGGCACAUGAUAUGGAGUCACUGCCUUUUUUUCUAUGGUGUAUGACAGUUAGAGACGCUGAUUUUUUUUUUCUGAUAAAUUCUUUCUUUGAGAAAGACAAUUUUAAUGUUUACAACAAUAAACUAUGUAAAUGAA